AAAGUGCGUGGAAGGGGGCGGCCUCUUCGGGCUGCCUUCGUCGCUGCGCAGCUGAACCGGCAAGCGAGCACGUUGUCAAAGUGCUUGUGUUGCACCCUUUCGCUCGCCCCAAGAACAUUUCUAGUACUAAAGCAACACAAUCUGAGACAUUCGACCCCAGCGAGUACAGAAGAAGAAGAAAUGGUGAUGGAGAAGCCAAGUGCCCAGCUGGUCGGGCGAGAGUUUGUCCGACAGUACUACACGCUGCUCAACCAGGCGCCCGACUACCUGCACAGGUUCUACGGGAAGAACUCGUCGUACGUCCACGGGGGGCUGGACACGAGCGGCAAGCCCCUGGAGGCCGUCUACGGACAGUCGGACAUUCACAAGCGCGUGAUGGCGCUGAGCUUCCGCGACUGCCACACCAAGAUCCGCCACGUGGACGCGCACGCCACCCUGAACGAGGGCGUGGUGGUCCAGGUCAUGGGCGAGCUCUCCAACAACAUGCAGCCCAUGAGGAAGUUCAUGCAGACCUUCGUCCUCGCCCCGGAGGGAACGGUGCCCAACAAGUUCUACGUCCACAACGACGUCUUUCGCUACCAGGAUGAAGUCUUUGCCGAUUCGGACUCUGAGCCACCUGAAGAGUCCGAUGAGGAGGCGGAAGAGCUGGAGGAGCGAGUGGCCUCUCCGGACGCCAUCGCCGACGAGUCGGUACCUGCUUUUUACCAACCUGCAUCCAUUCCCGAAUCAUCUCACCCCGCCGACGAGGACGAAGCGGCAGCCGCCGCCGGUCCGGAGCCGGAACCCGAAGCGGAGAAGGAAGCGGAGGUCGUCGUCGCCGCGGCGGAGGCCAAACCCGCCGCCGCUCCGGAGACGCAAAGUGACGCGCGCUCGGCCAACGAGCAGUCGGAUAAGAAUGCUGCCGCAGAAGCUGCUGAAAUGGCGACCGCCGCACCGGAGGAGAACCGGGCGUUCUCGUGGGCGUCUGUGACCAGUAAGAACCUCCCGCCCAGCGGGGCCAUCCCCGUGUCAGGAAUCUCGCCGCACGUCAUCAAAGUCCCCCCCGGGCCACCGGCGCGCGUGGACGCGAAGUCCGAGUCUCAGUCGGCAUCGCAGAGACCUCCGCAGCGGGACCCCCGACCCCGAGAGCAGCGACCGGGCGCCCCUCCCGCCGUGUACCGAGGACGCCCCGUUCACGAGGGCGAGCAGGGCGAGGUGGAAGUCCGGCGGACGGUGCGUUACCCCGACGCCCAUCAGCUGUUUGUCGGCAACGUACCGCACGACGUGGACAAAAGCGAGCUCAAGGAGUUCUUUGAGCAGUACGGGACGGUUCUGGAGCUGCGGAUCAACAGCGGAGGAAAACUUCCCAACUUUGGCUUCGUGGUGUUCGACAACUCCGAUCCGGUCCAGAAGAUCCUCGGGAGCCGGCCCAUCAAGCUGCGCGGCGAAGUGCGUCUCAACGUGGAGGAGAAGAAGACGCGCCUGGCCCGGGAAGGCGAGCGGCGGGACGUGCGGCCCCGUGGGCCCGGAGGACCCGGAGGUCCUCGGGAGCGCGUCGGCGGUCCCAGGGGCCCCCCCGGCGUGUCCCGCGGGGGAGCCGCCCAGAAGCCCAGCUUCGGUUCCGGGCGCGGCGCCGCACCCGGCGAGGGCCGCUACUCGGCGCAGCGCCCGUGAGGCGGAGCCCGCCGCGUUCUGACAAUUGGACUUGACCAAAUUGACCUCCGAGCGUCCUUCGUGUCUUUGGAUUUAGUUUUAGUUUGCAGCUUUUGGUCACGUCACUGUGGCGCCCCCGCCGCCAUCUUCGGUCCCGGACGUGUCUCGUCUUAGUCUUGUUUUGUUUUGGUUUGGUUUUUGGUUUUUUUUCUCUCUCCUUUCUUCCCCCAAGCGGACUGGAAGUGGGAAGUGGACUGGUGUACUUGAAUCUCCCGCCUGUUCUGUUCCUUAAAGGAACGCCGCGCCGGUGCUGGAGGCACCCUGCGUCUUUUUAGCGAGCUCGGCGGCGCUUCCCGCUGGGCCCGCCCGGCGCGCAACUAAAUUAAAGUCAUUUGCUCUUUUAAAAAAAAAAAAAAAAAAAAAAAAAAACCCCUGCACGUCUUCUUCAUGAUGUCAGCGUCACACAUCAGUCAGGAGGUUCUGUUGAAGCGCUCGCUGGCGUUUUUGUGGCCUGCGAUCGAACCGAAAAUGUCCUUCCGGGCGGUCCGGGGCUCGCAUCUGGCCCGUCAACUUGGCUUCUUGCCAGCACUCCCAAACUUAUAAAUGAUCUUUUGCUAGCGUUACCAAAUUGCGAGCACUUUUGGAAACCCCAACUGCCCCCCCCCCCUUUUUUUUUUUUUUGUUGAAAAAAAAUAGCUGGCUUCUGAUUUCAAAGCACGUUUCCCAUCAAUUCCUCGUGUAUGUGUAAAAUAAUCUGAGGUCGUCAUGGCCGUCCGAGGGAAACAACAACAAACAAUUUGGCCCCCUGACGACAAAAGCGACCCAGGAAGCGGAGGGAUGAGGCCACGGUUCCGAACGCACUCAACAACGAGCGGUCCCUAAAAGUCCACCUGUGGUGUCGUUUGGGACCCUUCAAUUAUUCGCUCUGCGUCGCUGGCCGUCUUCCACGAGGGACGGCGAACUGGAUCCGGCGGAGCCGCCGCCGUCAGGCAAAGGGCCAAAUGUGGAAUGCAAGAAAAUUCACCCGUCCGUUACCCGAGUCGCUUGUCCUCAUCAGGGUACGCCCUGAAUGGCAGGAUGAUGAAAGAUGAUAAUGUCCAGAGGAAAACAUCCAAGUCAUUUUUGGGUCCAAUUGCACAAGACAACGUCGUGGACAAGCAUGUCGCAAUCGAGACAAAUUGUGGGGAAAUGAACUUGUAUAGUUUGCCUAGUUCUGCUGUCCAGUGGGUCAGGAGCGAAUCCCAGCACAGGCCCACCCAAAAGUUUUGCUCCAUCCGUGAAAACCGAGGAAGCAGUACUGGAAGCCGCCAGCAGAGGGGAGCAACGCACCGCACCGCAUCGCCUCAAUUUCCGGCGUCCCCGCGAUGUCGCGUGACGACCCGAACGGGACCUUCACCUAAACGACGACGCGAAAGACAAACCGACUUUUACAGUCAGUCACCGCUUGUGCAAGUUGAAAGAAAUGCAGAAAGUGGCCGUUUGAUUUUCAAACAAAGAAAGGAUCAAAAGACAUCUGUGCGCAAGCCCCAAACUCGGCUCCGGCCGGCAAAGGACAGCGGAGACAAAAUUGGCUCGGAAGAAAUCGAAGUGUGGGAGCGGAACCACAUCUCCCGCCAUCCGACGACCCGCCCGGCGGAGUCAAAAUGGUCACGAGGACGGCUGAGCAGCCCGUUGCCGUCAGCAAGACGAGGGUUCAAAUCCUGCAACGCCACACCUCAGCGUGCCGUCAAAUAUUAUUUUGUAACAUCUCACCGUUCCAUAUCUGAACACGCCACGUAUCGAUUCUGUUAUCGAGUUUCAUUCAACAUCAAAAGUCACGAUGGGGACGUUUGCCGCACGCCGAUCAACAAAUCAAGUCAGCAGUCAACAUUUAUUUUCAGGUUUUUAUUUUAUUUUUGAACAUGACAGAUCUUCGAGGGAGCGUUCGCCGACAUUGUUCAAAAUUAUGUUGCUAAAAGGUCAUUAACAGAAUAAUUAGUAGAUAUUUCAAUAAAUAGAAUAUAUGUAUGUAUAUAUAUAUAUG
This is a messenger RNA of Syngnathoides biaculeatus (alligator pipefish), 3655 nucleotides long. RefSeq names its product GTPase activating protein (SH3 domain) binding protein 1 (gene g3bp1). The transcript has 12 exons. Bases 181 to 1653 code for a protein of 490 amino acids. NCBI's taxonomy places the organism in Eukaryota, Metazoa, Chordata, Actinopteri, Syngnathiformes, Syngnathidae. The record is from RefSeq and is a predicted model, not a curated record. Gene Ontology annotation, cellular component: ribonucleoprotein complex; cytosol. Gene Ontology annotation, molecular function: mRNA binding.